Molecule: messenger RNA, 525 nt
Organism: Ascochyta rabiei
Lineage: Eukaryota; Fungi; Ascomycota; Dothideomycetes; Pleosporales; Didymellaceae
Exons: 1
Coding region: 1-525 (174 amino acids)
Source: RefSeq, a predicted model, not a curated record
AUGCUACCCACCUUACAACAGAAGCUUCGGAUCUGGACAAUUCGCGAGUCUAGGGCUCAACACGAUGCACAGGCAACAUCUGGGCUUGACGUGCCCGUGGCAGACCCAGCAGGGGUCCGGCAACCACCCGAAGUCGUCCCUGAGGAAUUCCACCGGCAUCAGGUCGGCCAUAGAGAUUCGUCUCCCACGGAUCCCGAUCCUCCAUCCAUUGACCAAAGUCAGGAUCGGCCCGUUACCGAAGCCAGGGGACCGAACUUUGACGUCGCAGAAGCUCUCCUUCGUAGCCUAGACGGCAGAGUCGGUGCCCCUACAAACCUUGCGAACGAAGCCGCGCAAGGAGAUUCCGCUUUUGCCCUGGAUACACCAGCAAUCCUAGCGGAUUUCGUCAAGCAGGUCCAGCAACGGGACGUACUAUACCCCGGAAAGCUGUCGCUGACAACCGGGACGGAUGGCGGAGCGAAGAAGGCACAACACCACUGGGAGGUUGACCCCAGUGGGACCUUACGCAGGAGUGGGAAAGUUUAG